AUGGCAGGUCAGAGGAACAGUUAUGGAAAGCGCUCUCAUUCUCAGUCGGAUUACGCCGAUAACGGAGGAGGAGGAAACAAAAGGAGAAAUCCAGGUGAAGAAAGAGAGCAAUUCAUCAUCGAUGCGGAGGACACCGUGUAUCGGUACUUGUGCCCGGUGAAGAAGAUUGGUAGCAUAAUCGGGAGAGGAGGAGAGAUUGUGAAGCAGCUGAGGGUGGACACGAAAUCCAAGAUUAGAAUCGGCGAAACGGUGCCGGGUUGCGAGGAGCGAGUUGUUACUGUGUACAGCGCCAGCGACGAGACGAAUGGGUUUGAAGAUGGGGGUGCUUAUGUUGCUCCUGCUCAGGACGCGUUGUUCAGGGUCCAUGAGAGGGUCAUAGCUGAGGACCUGCAUAACGAUGAGGACGCGGACGGUGGAAGCCACCAUGUUAUUGCUCGGCUUCUUGUGCCGUCCGAUCAGAUUGGUUGCAUUAUUGGCAAAGGUGGGCAGAUAGUUCAGAACAUUCGUAGUGAAACGGGUGCCCAGAUUCGCAUUCUUAAGGACGACCAUUUGCCUGCUUGUGCCUUGAACUCGGAUGAGCUUGUACAGAUAUCUGGGGAGGCUCCUCUUGUUAAGAAGGCUCUUUUUCAAAUAGCAUCUCGCCUUCAUGAUAACCCAUCACGAUCUCAGCAUUUGCUUACAUCUGCGGUGCCUAUGUAUACUUCUGGUGGUUCACUCAUGGGUCCAUCUGGUGGUCCACCAAUAGUGGGAAUAGCUCCAUUGAUGGGUCCUUAUGGAGGGUAUAAAGGUGAUGUUGGAGACUGGUCACGCUCCUUGUACUCGGCUCCAAGAGAUGAUGCUUCUUCAAAAGAAUUUUCUAUUCGCUUGGUUUGUCCAACUGCUAAUAUUGGAGGUGUGAUUGGGAAGGGUGGUGUCAUAAUUAAUCAAAUCAGACAGGAUUCUGGGGCUGUCAUUAAAGUUGAUAGUUCAACAUCUGAAGGAGAUGAUUGCUUAAUUACUGUAUCAGCAAAGGAGUUCUUUGAAGACCCAUACUCGGCAACUGUCGAAGCAGCAGUGCGUUUGCAACCCAGAUGUAGCGAGAAAGUAGAAAGAGAUUCAGGAAUUAUCUCAUUCACAACCCGCCUUCUUGUUCCAACAUCACGAAUUGGCUGCUUAAUUGGUAAAGGAGGAGCGAUUGUAACUGAGAUGAGGAGAAUUACCAAAGCUAAUAUUCGCAUACUUUCUAAGGAAAGUCUGCCCAAAAUCGCAUCUGAAGAUGAUGAGAUGGUGCAGAUUUCUGGAGAUCUUGAUAUUGCUAAGGACGCUCUUAUACAAGUAGUUACCCGAUUAAGAGCAAACCUUUUUGACAGGGAAGGUGCAGGGUCUGCAUUCCUGCCAGUUUUGCCUUAUCUUCCUGUGUCAGCAGAAGGUUCAGAUGGUCCAAAUUAUGACAGUAGAGAUGGUAAAAGACAUGGGCGUGGGCAUUCUUACUCUGCUGGCUAUGGUGGCUCAAGUGAUUUUGCAACAAAUGACAGUUAUGGAAGUUAUGGUGGUUCACAGAUUGGUGGUAGCGGCAGCGCUUAUGGAGCCUAUGGAGCUUAUUCUUCCGGACGGAGUGGUAGUUCUGGGUUAUCUAGCCAGAACCCUGUUUCUCGGAGGAGAAACUAUGGUUACUAA
Molecule: messenger RNA, 1656 nt
Organism: Prunus armeniaca (apricot)
Lineage: Eukaryota; Viridiplantae; Streptophyta; Magnoliopsida; Rosales; Rosaceae
Source: the annotation of a GenBank genome assembly